AUGAAGAAACAAAGUCACACUAACGAAUGUGAAGACGACUCUGGAGAUUGUGAGCAAAACUGUGUGAAUACAGAAGGUUCCUACAAGUGCUACUGUGAUGAUGGUUAUGUAAAAUCUUCAUUUAAAGAAUGUGAGGAUAUAGACGAGUGUGAUGUAAUACCAAAUGUCUGUGAUGGUGCUGACUGUUUGAAUGGAGAUGGUUCCUAUUAUUGUGAAGCAGACUCUUCAAAGAAAGCCUCAGAAAAGCUUCUGUCACUCUACACAGAUGUUUCAUUGACAUUAGAUGUUUGUGGCCUUGGACAUUUUAGAAACAAUGUGGUAUUUGCUAAGGUUAAACAUGACCAUCAAGUCUCUACUUUGAAAAAUGUUGCUGAAAUUGUGGAAGAAAGUUUCCUAGAUCAGGACAUUAUCUCCCCUGAUCAAAGAGGAUUUAAACCACACAUCACUAUUAUGAAAUUGUCUAACGUCAAAGGCUCUAUGAAGAAAGGUACAGUAUAUGACAUUCAAGGUAGAGGCAUUUUCUAUCCUAUGUGCAUGAUUAGAGGUCAACUAGGCAAUAUACAGACCCAGUGUUUAUCCACAAAAGAUAAGACGUGUUCUCCUAUUUCUUAUUCUACACGAGGUGACUCCCGGG
Messenger RNA from Ruditapes philippinarum (Manila clam), 634 nucleotides. RefSeq names its product low-density lipoprotein receptor-like. The record is from RefSeq and is a predicted model, not a curated record. Gene Ontology annotation, cellular component: cytosol. The annotation marks the transcript as partial. NCBI's taxonomy places the organism in Eukaryota, Metazoa, Mollusca, Bivalvia, Venerida, Veneridae. Gene Ontology annotation, molecular function: protein kinase A regulatory subunit binding; calcium ion binding. The transcript has 5 exons.